AGCCGGCUGGCGCCCCCGGGAGCGCGGAGCGGCGACCCUCCCGCCGCCUUUGUCCGCGCGAGACGCGCGGCCGGAGCCAGGAACGCGCGCCCGCCGCUGUCGGUGACAGCUCCACCCUCCCUCCCUCGACCCUCCGGGGCGGAGGGGCGGUCGGGCCGGGCCCUGAUCGCCCGUGCCUGCAGGUCUGCGCGCGAGGACAGAUGCCCCCGCAACAGGGGGACCCCGCGUUCUCCGGCCGCUGCGAGGCGCCGCCCGUGCCGCCGCGCCGGGAGCGCGGGGGACGAGGGGCGCGCGGGCCCGGGGCGCCGGGGGGCCGGGGGCGCGCGGGCGGCGCGGAGGGGCGCGGCGUCAAGUGCGUGCUGGUCGGCGACGGCGCGGUGGGCAAGACCAGCUUGGUGGUGAGCUACACCACCAACGGCUACCCCACCGAGUACAUCCCCACCGCCUUCGACAACUUCUCGGCUGUGGUGUCCGUGGACGGGCGGCCCGUGAGACUCCAGCUUUGUGACACGGCCGGUCAGGAUGAGUUUGACAAGCUGAGGCCCCUCUGCUACACCAACACCGACAUCUUCCUGCUGUGUUUCAGUGUGGUGAGCCCCUCGUCCUUCCAGAAUGUCAGCGAGAAAUGGGUGCCGGAGAUUCGCUGCCACUGCCCCAAAGCCCCCAUCAUCCUGGUGGGGACACAGUCCGACCUCCGCGAAGAUGUCAAAGUGCUCAUCCAGCUGGACAAGUGCAAAGAGAAGCCCGUGCCGGAAGAGGCGGCCAGGCUGUGCGCCGAGGAGAUCAAAGCCGCCUCCUACAUCGAGUGUUCCGCCUUGACUCAGAAAAACCUCAAAGAGGUCUUUGACGCGGCCAUCGUGGCCGGCAUUCAGUACUCGGACACACAGCAGCAGCCAAAGAAGUCUAAAAGCAGGACUCCAGACAAAGUGAAAAACCUCUCCAAGUCCUGGUGGAAGAAGUACUGCUGUUUCCUAUGAUGCUGGCGAGAGGCCCAGCCGAGGCCACUUUCACAUGAAAUCCAUGUUAGAAGCUAUAUUAGCUGAAACGACAUGUUUUACCGUGUAGGGCCUGUACAGAGAAUGUGAGCGCUUUGGUAGUCUGAGUUGCCGAUGUCCGUGUUCUCUCUUGCCUUUAGUUUCCUCGUUCGGUUGAGCGUAGGGAUGAAAUACGUAUGCAGGAUAUUUUUGAAGGGAGUUAAGACUUUUUCCUGACUCUGGAAUUGAGCGCCCUAGAACUCUGGAUUAAUUUAUCCCGAAUAGAGAAAAGGCACCUUCAAGAAGUGGAUGUCGAAAAUGAAAUUUCACUAUACUAGAAAGUACAGAAGAACAAAGGUGGGGUUGUCUGGUUACCCCUCUCUUAAUUAAGGGCUACUUAACGCACAGAGCUGUGUGUACAUGGGUCAGCCAUGCUGAGGACAGCUGUCAGCUUUGAAACUCCAUGCAAACUCUACCUUUUUUCUUUCUUUAUGAGCAAAAAAUAUGAGGAAAACAGGAGACCUCUGCCUACAAAACCUCAAACCAGUCACUUCUGUCAUUUCAUAGUUCCCGGGUCCUUAAGGUUUCAUAAAGCAACCAGCAAAACAGCCCACUGUGUAGACCAAAAAGGAAACAUGUUCAUUGGGGUUUUUCCUCCUGAAUCCAGUUUGUGUCGACUCUGUGUGAACACAGGCAAAAUACAGUGCAGUACAGACAAUAGCCAAGGUAGCCAGAAGUCCCUGUGUCUUCUUUAGGGAGCGCCUCGUGCUGAGAUCAGAAUGUGUGUGAUGUUUGCUCUCGCUGCCGUAACAGGUGCACAGAGCUGCCCAAGCCUCAGGUGAGGGGAGCACCAGGGGCCAUCCACCGGGAGUUCUGAAAUUGUGCCAUCUGCAGAGCAGUGAGCACUCCUGAAAAGCCAACAGGAAAUGUUUGUGGGACAUGAAGCGUCUUUUUUCUUAAGUCCGCCAAAACGUAUGUUCAUGUGUACACGCACACACAUGCACUCAGGCACAUGCAUGCACGUAUUGCGUAUGGCUGUAUCUGCGCUGACACAGGUUUACAAACAGAAGAAAGCAUGGCCACAAAGAGCAGGUAUUAGGCUGGUGGCUUCCUCUUGAAGACUUGCUUGAUAUACCCUGGAUAUGAUUUUAAUUUACAUAAUUUUGAGGCCAUCUUAAAAAUAAAAUUAAUACCUUUGAAUCCCGUUAAAGCAACUGAUUCAGUUCACUGAUGGCUCUCAGGACACUGGCUACUGGCUGCUGAGGGGCCGUGGAGGGUCAGGCAUGGCAGGCCAGGGACACACCCGGUCAGGGCCCUCACUGUCCCAUGCUUCCUCACCAUGGACAGCCAGGAGACAAGUCUGUAACGUGUUCCUCAAGGUGGCAGUUUUUAGGGCUGAACCUUGGGUACAAAGUGCCACAUCAGAAAGAGUGGGUGACCCGCGAGAGGUGUGCCUCUGAGAGGCCGCACAUGAGUGGAACCCUUGUGAAGUUAACAUUGUCAAGCCUGCAGGAGUGACACAGUCACCAAAAUCCCCUCAACACCUAGGGAAGUCUCCGAAAAGCCAGGGGAGAGGAGAAGUUUAUCUUAGUGAGCUUUGGGUUGCCUUUUUGUUUAUAUUUAAAAAAAAAUUCAACUUGUGUUUUUCUAUAGAAAAAGUGGAACAAUCAGUUCAUACCUUAGGUUAAGUGCUGCUUUUAUUUCUGUUAGUAAAAUCAAACAAUUUAUUUAACAAAGGUUAGUCUUUAAACCACUGAAAUACAUAAACAAUUUGCCAUUGAUUUUCCAGCAUGUUAAAACUGACACCAGUCGUUGUUUCACAAAGCAUUUAGUUACAGCCUGAGUGGAUGAAGUGGAUUCAUCUGUGGAAAUACUUAAGACAUGCAUUCCGGUCUUGCAGUGUGCCUGGCUCACCUGUCUGUGAGAGGCCAGGCUUCCCAGGCUGUCCUGGUGGGCAGAGGUGAGGGGAAGAGGGUUGAAUUCUUCAGCUGAGAAGUAAUUCUAAACACUGUAUUAAAGGAAAUGUCGUGGGGUACAAUGCAAAUUCCCUUUCUAAGGUAGGACACAAAACUUGAAAGAGUUUGUAUGCAUAUGAUGGUGUAGGGGGCUGCAAUUGGUCAUCCUGGGGGAGGCCCUUUGGCCCCCUCAGCUUUCCAACCACAGGUAAAAACAGUGAGGGGCACUGUGUGACCCCAUUCUGAAAGCUUUACUCAGUUUAUUUUUAACCAGCUUAAUAAAACCUGGCACUAGUGCUCAAAAUCUAGGGAGUUGAGCUUAUAUGCAACUGUUCAACAUGCUGCCACAUUUUCUAGGAUAGCAAAGGUACUUGAACUUUUCUUCCACUCUUUAUUUCCUUAUGAGAACAGGGAUUGGGGCUGAAAAUUUUUGUGUGCUUGAGUUAAAUAUAAAGUUGUUUUACCUCAAAGCUGAAAACAUGUUAAACUUGCAGCGAUGAUUGUACGAAAGAGUUGUGCUUUAGCGAAUACCACUUUGGCUUCAUGUCAUAAUUUAAAAAUUUAACGUGUCCCUAAGCUGAUAUCACUUUUUACCAUGUUUGUAGAAGUGGAUCUUUUGCGACCUUGUUCUCUGAUUGACUAAGACUGACACAAGCCAAAACAAGGACAAGGUCUUCUCUCCAGACUCUCUGUAACCUGGUGGCCUUACCAAGUUGUAAUUCUAUGUUUUCAAGUGUAAAUGAUGUGGGGCAGAAUGUUGUACUUCAAAAUGCUAUCAAUGAGGUGUAUGAAAUAAAUCCUGACUUAUGGCAGUA
This is a messenger RNA of Lepus europaeus (European hare), 3744 nucleotides long. It is a transcript of the gene RHOU, whose product is annotated as ras homolog family member U. The transcript is spliced from 3 exons. The coding region runs from base 201 to 977 and encodes 258 amino acids. Gene Ontology annotation, molecular function: GTPase activity; GTP binding. The record is from RefSeq and is a predicted model, not a curated record. Lineage: Eukaryota; Metazoa; Chordata; Mammalia; Lagomorpha; Leporidae. Gene Ontology annotation, biological process: small GTPase-mediated signal transduction.